AUGGUGCCGGAUGACGCCUCGGCGCUGAUACGAGCGGUGUAUGACUCCAAGCCCACGCCCCAAGUCUGCGUGUCUACUGCGGGGGCGGGAGGGCAAGCGAUAUCUUGGUUGCUAGGGGUCCCUGGAGCGAGCGCGUGCCUCCUAGAGGCGACGGUUCCUUACUGCUUCAAGGCUUUCGAGGACAGGAUGGCUGCAGGCUCGCGCGCCCCGGGAUACUGCUCUCGAGAGGCCGCGGAGGGGCUUGCACGAAACGCCUAUGCCCGAGCCGUCUCCCUGUGCGUCGCGGAAUCGCCCGACCGAGGGCCCCACGUGUUGCCGGACCGCCGCGUUAUCGCCGUCGGCUGCACGGCGGCGGUGUUGUCCUCCAAGCCCCGACGGGGGCCGCACCAGUGCUACGUCUGCGCGCAAACCGCGGACGGGCUGGCGCACUACGAGCUCACCCUGUCCAAGGGACGGAGAGACAGGUCCGGCGAGGACGCCGCCGUAAGCCGGCUUCUGCUCCAAGCGAUCGCGGACGCCGUGGGGGUGCCGGUGCCCUUCGGCUUCAAGGCCGACCACCUGUUGCUGGACGGCGGCGGCGGAGGUGACCUCCCGUCGGUGUACGAGGAGGAGGGGGUGGAGGCGGGGCGGGGAGCAGCGGCGGCGGCGGCGGCGGCGGCGGCAGGGGAGGUGGAAACGGUGGUAUCGACGGAGGUGGUGCCGACGGCGGACCUUGCCCACGACCCCGACGCCAUCGAGGAGCUCGUGGCCGGGAGGUGUGGAACGGCGUUGGUCGUGCCGAGGGACACCCGCGGGGCUACGAACGCCGCCGGCGAAGCCGUCGAAGCGGGGGCGCCGGUGGUCGUGCUGCGGGAAGGGGCGAUGGUCAGGGCGGCGCUUCCACGGGGGGCGACGGUGAUUCUCCCGGGGUCCUAUAACCCCCUCCACAGGGGUCACGUGGGUCUCCUAGAGGCCGCGCGGUCGCUGCUAGACGCCGAAAUCAACGGGGAGUCGAGGAGAGGGGAGACGCCGCAGAAGCCACGGGCGACGGACAAGGCUGCUGCCGGGUGGGGGAGGGAAGGAGAGCAAGGGGUUCAAGCGGACGAGGGCAUGGGGGCGGGGGCCGCAAGCGCCGACGGCGGGAGCGGGGGCUUGGACGUCGACGCCGGCGGCGGCGAUGUCGGGCAUGAGGAGCGGGAGAGGAAGCGUACCGCGGUGCACGGCAUCUUCGAGAUUUCGGUGUCGAACGUGGACAAGGGGGGGUUGGGGGUGGAGGAGAUUCAGCGGCGAGUCAUGCAGUUCAGCGAGCCUGGGGGUGUCGGCUGGCCUUACCCGGUGGCGGUGACGAAGGCGCCGCUAUUCUCAGAAAAGGCAAGACUGUUCCCUGGUUGUGCCUUUGUGGUCGGGGCAGACACGGCCAAGCGCAUCAUCGACCCGAGAUACUAUGGCAACAGCCAGGUCGAAAUGGUGUCUGCGUUGUCCGAGAUUCGGCACCUGGGGUGUUCGUUUAUCGUGGGCGGACGGGAGGACGCCGGGGGUCGUUUUUUGACCCUUGAUGGAGUGCUGGCGCAGAGCGGCUUACCGGAAUCCCUUCGAAGCAUGUUCCUUGGGCUGGACGAGUCUUCGUUCCGAGAAGACCUAUCGUCUUCAAGCAUACGGGCAGGUGUGGCCAGCCCUGGCCUUUGA
Messenger RNA from Ectocarpus siliculosus, 1665 nucleotides. NCBI's taxonomy places the organism in Eukaryota, Phaeophyceae, Ectocarpales, Ectocarpaceae. The record is from the annotation of a GenBank genome assembly.